This is a messenger RNA of Fusarium verticillioides 7600, 339 nucleotides long. RefSeq lists its product as hypothetical. NCBI's taxonomy places the organism in Eukaryota, Fungi, Ascomycota, Sordariomycetes, Hypocreales, Nectriaceae. The coding region runs from base 1 to 339 and encodes 112 amino acids. The transcript is spliced from 3 exons. The record is from RefSeq and is a predicted model, not a curated record.
AUGUUUAAAGAUCUGCAGGAUGAGUCUUUAGUCAUUGGAAUGGGGAGAAGAGAGAUGACCCAAGCAAUGACACCAACGUGCGUAUCGAAGGGUUUCAGGAGCCAGUAUCGCUGUUGUGUGGGUAGUGGUUGUCUGGCUAGUCGAGACAAGGACCUACUGGUACUCAGUGCCCAUGCGGGUUUGGCCACCAGUAUCUCGCUCCCCCAUCCAUCAAAAGCCGAGAUUGACCGAGAUCUUGAGACGGUGUACGGAGUACUGUGUAUCAUUCAUUAUACCAAGAUGAGUCAGUUUCCUGAUGACGGAAUCAGAUGUCAUGAUGAUUGUCCCGAGCCGUGUUGA